Messenger RNA from Thalassophryne amazonica, 6821 nucleotides. RefSeq names its product pumilio RNA-binding family member 2 (gene pum2). Gene Ontology annotation, biological process: miRNA processing; regulation of mRNA stability. Gene Ontology annotation, molecular function: mRNA 3'-UTR binding. The transcript has 23 exons. The coding region runs from base 234 to 3905 and encodes 1223 amino acids. The record is from RefSeq and is a predicted model, not a curated record. Gene Ontology annotation, cellular component: cytosol; cytoplasm. Lineage: Eukaryota; Metazoa; Chordata; Actinopteri; Batrachoidiformes; Batrachoididae.
GGUCGACACGGCGCUUCGGCGGAAGCUGCCGAUCUGACAUCUGCUUCGAAGCUCCGGUGCUAGACGUAACAUCGGUAGCCUUUUUAGCCUUGGCGAACGGGACUCGUUAUAGAAAGGAGAAAAACAAAAAAGUCAGCGCUCUAUCCAGGUAAACAAAACAAAAUCGCGUUGGAUCGACGGCGUGCAAACAAGCACAGACUCGCUCUCGACACGACCACGCGCUUUCCCGUGGAAUGAGCGUUCCAUGCAGCAUCCUAGGUAUGAAUGACGUGGCCUGGCAGGAGGCAAGGGGCGGGAUGCUGCAUGCUAAUGGUGCUCCUGAAACUGGAGGUGUCAGAGUUCAUGGCGGAGGCGCUCUAGCUACUGUUGGGGGUGCCGGGCAGGCUCCAACCGGGCCACAUCUACAGGGCAUGGAGAGGGUUGCAAACCCAAACCCUGGUACCCCGCAGCCGCCACUGAGUGGACGAUCUCAGGAUGAUGCCACAGUUGGGUAUUUCUUCCAGAGGCAGCCUGGGGACCAGCUUGUAGGCUGUGCACCCAAUAAACAUCGCUGGCCAACUGGAGAUGCUAAUCAUGUUGAUCAGGUUCGUGCUGUUGAUGAAAUGAACUAUGACUUUCAAGCUCUAGCGUUGGAGUCCAGGGGCAUGGGAGAGCUUUUACCAGCAAAAAAACUCUGGGAUACUGAUGAGAUGGCCAAGGAUGGAAGGAAGGUCAUGCUUCUUGGAGAGGAGUGGCGAGAAAAUGCAUGGGGACCGUCACAAAAUGUUUCUGCAGUUGAUGUGGCGGCUUUUCAUUUAGAUCAUUCAGUGUCUCAGCCAAUCAUGGUGCAGCGGAGGCCAGGCCAGGCUUUCCAUGGAAAUGGUGAUGCCAGUUCUGUGCUCUCACCCCGCUCAGAAGGUGGAGGCCUGGGUGUGAGCAUGGUGGAGUACGUCCUGAGCUCUUCGCCUGGUGACAAGAUGGAUGGUCGCUACAGGAAUGGUGGCUAUGUAAGUCACGGUGGUGGAGAAGCUGACCAGGAUGUGAGAGAGAAGAAUGACAGCCAAGAGAAAGUGUCCCCGUUUGAAGAGGACAAGAACUCUGACAUGAAGGUUGGAGAGGACAGCGAUCCCACUAAAGCCAGCGGAAGAGGUCUUCUCAAUGGCAUGGACAGAGACUGCAAAGACUUCAAUCCAACACCUGGAAGUCGUCAAGCUUCCCCAACUGAGGCAGUGGAGAGAAUGGGCCCCAGUCAGACGGGAUUAGAGAUGAUGGGCCAACACCAUCCUCAUGUUCUCCAACAACAGAACCCUGCCCAAAACAAGGCCCCGCCCGAGGACUUUUCAAACCAGGAUGCUCAGAGCAUGGGUGGUAUGGAGCAGCCGACCGGCGUGGAGUCCCUGCAGUUUGAUUAUGCUGGCAACCAAAUUCAGGUGGACUCCUCGGGAACACCAGUGGGAUUGUUUGACUACAGUUCUCAACAGCAGUUGUUCCAGAGAUCGAAUCCCUUGACUGUUCAGCAGCUCACUGCAGCUCAGCAACAACAGUAUGCCCUGGCAGCAGCCCAGCAGCAGCAUCUCGCUGGGCUUGCACCUGCAUUUUUGCCAAAUCCUUACAUCAUUAAUGCUGCCCCACCUGGAGCUGAUCCCUACACCACUGCUGGGCUUGCAGCAGCAGCCACACUUGCAGGCCCUGCAGUGGUUCCAUCACAAUAUUACGGUGUUCCCUGGGGUGUAUACCCGGCUAAUCUCUUCCAGCAACAGGCUGCAUCUACUGCCAAUCACUCUGCUAAUCAGCAAGCGUCCAACCAGGGGCCGGGUCAGCCACAGGUAAUGCGUACAGGAGCCAACCAGCGCCCUCUUACACCCGGUCAAGGCCAACAGAGUCAACAGGAAUCUCUAGCUGCCACAAACCCUGCGCUGGCCUACACAGGAAUGCCUGGUUACCAAGUGCUUGCCCCUGCAGCUUACUACGACCAGACUGGGGCCCUUGUGAUGGGCCCUGGUGCACGAACUGGCCUUGGUGGUCCCGUUCGUCUAGUUCAGACUCCUCUCCUUAUCAACCCUGCUGCAGCGCAGGCUGCUGCGGUGUCAGCGUCGGGCUCUGGUAACAGCAUGUCUGGUCCUCCAGCCAAUGGGCUGUACCGCUCCAUGCCUCAACCUCAGCCCCAGCCGCAGCAGCAGCAGGCGCCACCACCCAGCAGUGGCCUGCCCUCCAGCUCUUUCUAUGGCUCUGGAUCAGUCCCUGCCUCCUCCCAGAGCAGCUCCCUUUUCUCACACACCUCUCCUGCCCCGCCACCACCAAGCUCUUCGCUGGGCUUCAGUAGCACCAGCAGCUCCCUUGGCGUGGGCCUCGGCUCCGCCCUUGGAGGCUUUGGCUCUUCUGUAUCCAGCUCCACCAGUACCAGUGUCUCCCGCAGGGAUUCCCUGUUGGCAAGCUCUGACCUGUACAAACGGGGUGGCAGCAGCUUGACUCCUAUUGGCCAGCCUUUUUAUAAUAGUCUGGGUUACUCCACUUCGCCCAGUCCCAUUGGUCUUACACCUGGCCACUCCCCACUGACUCCUCCACCUUCUCUGCCCUCUUCUCAUGGAUCCUCUUCCAGCCUCCACCUCGGUGGCCUGACAAAUGGCAGUGGUCGAUACAUCUCUGCAGCGCCUGGAGCAGAGGCCAAGUAUCGGAGUACUGGUGGGACGUCCAGUCUGUUCAACACCAGCAGCCAGCUAUUCCCUCCAUCUCGGCCACGUUACAGUCGCUCUGAUGUCAUGCCGUCUGGGCGCAGUCGUCUAUUGGAAGACUUUAGAAACAAUCGCUUCCCAAACCUACAACUCCGUGACCUGCCAGGACACAUGGUGGAGUUUUCUCAGGACCAACACGGAUCCAGAUUUAUCCAACAGAAGCUGGAGAGGGCCACUCCAGCAGAGAGGCAAAUGGUGUUUGGAGAGAUACUUCAAGCAGCAUACCAACUGAUGACUGACGUUUUCGGGAACUACGUCAUACAGAAGUUCUUUGAGUUUGGGAGUGCAGACCAGAAGCUGGCUUUGGCGACACGUAUUCGUGGGCAUGUCCUCCCGCUGGCCUUACAAAUGUACGGCUGCAGGGUCAUCCAAAAAGCACUGGAGUCCAUUUCCUCUGACCAGCAGGUAAUUACUGACAUAGUUCGUGAGCUGGACGGCCAUGUUUUGAAGUGUGUGAAGGACCAGAAUGGGAACCACGUGGUGCAGAAGUGCAUCGAGUGCGUCCAGCCUCAGGCCCUGCAGUUUAUUAUUGAUGCCUUCCAAGGACAGGUGUUUGUGCUUUCUACACACCCGUAUGGCUGCAGAGUGAUCCAAAGGAUUUUAGAGCAUUGCACCCAGGAGCAGACCCUUCCCAUCCUGGAGGAACUGCAUCAGCACUCUGAACAGCUGGGCCAGAAAUAUCAAGGCGUAUCAUUGGAGAUGACACCCAAAACAUAUUAUACAGUGUCCCGUGAUGCACUGUUUAAGGAUCAGUAUGGCAACUACGUCAUUCAGCAUGUUCUGGAACACGGCAGGCCUGAAGAUAAGAGCAAAAUAGUAGCAGAGGUUCGUGGAAAGGUUCUUGUUCUGAGCCAGCACAAAUUUGCAAGUAACGUUGUUGAGAAGUGUGUGAUCCACUCCUCGCGUGCAGAAAGAGCUCUGCUCAUCGAUGAAGUGUGCUGCCAGAAAGAUGGCCCCCACAGUGCCCUGUACACCAUGAUGAAGGACCAGUAUGCCAACUAUGUUGUCCAAAGGAUGAUCGACAUGGCAGAACCCGCCCAGCGAAAAAUCAUCAUGCACAAGAUCCGGCCCCAUAUUGCCACAUUACGCAAGUACACCUACGGGAAGCACAUCCUGGCCAAGCUAGAAAAGUACUACAUGAAGAGUGGAUCAGAACUGGGCCCCAUUGGUGGCCCCACAAAUGGCCUCAUGUAGUCGCAUUGAUGUCCUGGGUCCCCGGAAGAAAUUGAGGAGUAGAAGCCCCAAACCCCCUGUUCUGUGACAGAUGCUCCUUAGACAUAUGGGUUAGCCUUUGGGAAAUUUCCAAAAAACAAAAACAGAAGUUAACUUCACCUAAGAACGCAUUGACAUCUGACCCCUGUCACUCUGCCGCCCCUCUUGUGGGCUCCUACUGUUGCUCCCAUGGGACACACAGUUGGCAGGCUGGUUUUCUUGGUAAAGCACAAGCCCACUGUUAAUGAUGUAAUUGAUGUAUUUGACUGGUUUUCAUAUUAUCUUGUACAUUGAUUUUAUACCUUGUAAAAACUGUAGAAAAACAAUUCAAAUUUACAGUUCUUACUAUUAACACCAGCAAGUGACUUUAUACGGCUAAACUGCUGGAACCUUUUUAAAAAUUUCCAUUUUGUUUUUGUAACCAGACUUGCGACAGAUGUUCUAAUUAAUUCUAGAUAACUGAAUAUUUGUAUAAUAAUCCUUGAACAGUAAAAGUAAUGCCAAAGCCACUGAGUGAUUUAGUUUUUAAAUGGCACUGCAUAAUAUGGAUGUAUAGAACCCGUUCAUCCAUAAACGAGUACUAUGUGUCAGGUGCCACUCACCCGUAUUUCUUUUACGACCAGAUUGCGAGCUUGGCUUUGGGGAUUGAUGCUUUAGUGUAGUGUUUCUCAGUGAUGGCUUUGUCUUGCCUCUUGUAAUUGCCAUGCUAAGUAGGAAUAUGUUCAUUACCAGUGAUGAACGUUUAAAAAAAAAAAAAGUAAAUUUUUUUUUUUUUAAAUGGCAGGUUUCCGCAUGUGGUACAUACCGCUAUUUAUGAAGUAUAUAGUCGCAACUUGGCUUGUGAGACAACUGAUGGGACGCAUUAACAAAUGCUGUCACUGCCGUUCACUAGCAUUUACUUUAUGCAAGCCAUCGUUAAUCAAGCGCACAUGUUUGGUAUAAAUAGUAGGGGUGGGACAAUACACUUAGGAUGCAAUCAUGAUGUCAUGAUUCGUUACAUAUCACGGCAAUUUAUCACAUCCCUGUUCACACUGAUUAUGCAGAAUUUAAUUAGUGGUGAACGAUUAACAUUAAAGAAGAAAUUAUUCUGAAGUAUAACUUGGACUCCUUGAUGUUUACCUGUUUCCUAUUUCUGGAUUUUAUAAAUUGUGUGUUUUCAAGAGAUUAGUUCUUGGAUGACGGAGUUGACGUUUAAUGAUAUCGCAAUACUCAUUUUUUUAAAAACAAAUACGAUUCGAUACAGGCUCCACAAUACGAUUAUCAUGAUGUGUGGUGUAUCGUUUCACCCCUUGUAAAUAGCGGUACGCUUCACAUACGGGAGUUUGAUCAUUUCAGCAAAACAUCAGUCACUGCCUAGCAGUGCUAACAGUCUCCCUGAUUGCUAUGUGAUGGUUUUGGUACUCGCAGUGCAAACUUGACAAAUCUAAAUUGCUGCAUCCACUGCCCCCCCCCCCCCCGUUUACUUUCUUCAGGCUAUCAAAUCUGGCUUUCUGUAAGGCCAAAGCUGCAGUAACAUAGUUUCUAUAAGCAGAGCAUGAGGUUUGGUUGUAUAGUAGCCGUGUAACCUGGGAUAAUCUUAUGAUAUUGAUCGACAUGUAGGGGCGUUUGUAGAAUCGCGGGUGGGUGUGCGCUAUGCAUCGGCAUGCUGUGACAGGUUUUAAUACCUGUAAUGAAUUUUGUUUUUCUUCCUUCUUAUCGUGUUUUGUGCAACAUCUUGCGUCUUGUAGUUUGAGAUGAGCACUGCCCUCAAAAAGGCAUCUUUAUAUAUUGAAUCAUCUCUUGUGUAGACGUAGUUUAGCAAUGUUUAGCAUCUUUACGUAUGAGUUGAUUGUUGCUUUUGGGUAGGGGGCUUGCAGUAAUGAUGAAAACCCCACCACCUGAAGGUCAGCAGGCCAAAAAAAAUAAUUAUUUAAAAAAAAGUUAGGAAGUGGAGUUUAUCCCAGUCUGUAGAUCGGAGAAGGAUUGAGAUAGAACAAGUGUAAUAGGCAGAUGUAGAAGGGACCUUCAAAGGUUCAAUUUUCUUUUGUUCGGUUGAGUCCGUAAGUGUAUCGGUGGAGGCUGGUGGGGCCAUCGAAAUCUAUACAAUUCACCUGUACUGCUUGUAGUGAUGGCUUUGCUUCGUAUGAAUAAUUGUAGAAUACAUGUAGUAUAUGUUCAGGUAAUAUGUGUAAGAUUCUUAGCUUAAUUGAAAUGUCUAGUCGUGGUGUUUGACAGGUCUGGCUAAAUUUGUAGUGAUGCUUUUAUUUUGUCUGUACAGUUGUACAUUUGUAAACGUUCAUGCUGUAAAUGGGAUGUCUUUUACACUUUUUGGGAAGGAAAACAAAGCAAAAAUGUACUUUUUUUUCUUUUUUUAAUAUGUGUGUAUAUUCAUCACUCCUUUCCCUCACUCUUGGAUAUAAUGUAUACAGUUUUAUUUGAUCAGUUAUUUCAAUGGGAGGAAAAAAAUUUUACAGCUCCCAAUCUGGCAUGGUUCUUGCUUUUAAUCUGUUUGUGGGAAAGGCCGGCCUCUGACGUGGAGCCAUGACAUCCACUGUUGAUAGUCCUCCUGAUGUGUGACAGUUUAAAAGAAAAAGUCAACUACUCAGACCAAGGUUGCAUUUUUUUUUUUUUUUUUUUUUUGUCCUCUCUGCUACCAUAGCAACUUUGCAGGAUAUGACGAGAAUUAUUUUUGUACAGAAGAAUGCUGUAUUUUGGAACAGCUACUGUCUUGUAAGCAAAAGCAAAUGUAAAAUAAUGUCAAUUAUAUAAAUAUGAACAUAGGAGUUUUGUCACACUGUCAGUCAUGUACAUUUUCAGGUGGCCUUAUGUACAUUUCCAGAUGUUAGAUGAAGAAAAAAAUCAUUUUUUUGGAAGCAGAGUUGUGACUAUGUAUGAUUAAACUGUUGUUUUAACAUUUGA